Molecule: messenger RNA, 3413 nt
Organism: Amoebophrya sp. A25
Lineage: Eukaryota; Dinophyceae; Syndiniales; Amoebophryaceae
Source: the annotation of a GenBank genome assembly
CUUGCUUGACUUUUUUGGACGCAGGUAACUACUCGAGCUAAGUACACUGAUCGGGGAAAUAAUCCCAGAAAAUGACGGUCCGCUUCACACGCCACUCGUAACUCGUUUUCGUGUUAUAGACCCGAUUUCAACAGCAAGAAUAUCGAUAUGUUCGAGUGAGAAGACCGAUCUUUUCGGAAUUUUUGAGGUCGCUCCAGGAUGGCAUCGUCGACGUUUUUUUUGUAGUCGUGAGUGAGACUGUAGAACAGCUGCAGAAGGAAGUGGCAAGAGCUGCCACUUGCAUUGUAUCGUGGGCAGUAGGUCCAUGAUUCGAAAGACGAUUCGAAACCAGAACUUUUCGCGAGCCUGCUCUUAUUUGCAGGAGUCUGUUUGUGUUUCAUGAUGAUGAAAAAGAGAACUGCUUCUUGUACAAAGGGCUCUUAUCCUACACGACCAGAGCUUCUCAAGUAAGAAUAUCGCUCCUAUCUGGAUGAAGCAGCUGGCGCGUCGAGAACUUUUCAUUCACAGUAGACGAUUGAUUAAAACAAAAAUAAUGGGGAUGAAGAGUUUAUUGACUACCUUCUGAUAACAAUUAUUGAAAUAAAUGCGAAGGCAAAACCGAGAGAAAGAAAUCAUGUCGACUUCCGAAGCUCCGCCAGGGUUGUCUAGGCGCCGUGGUCUGCGGGAUAUCUCUAACACUCCACUGGUUCCGCAUGGGUCGCCGGUUUUGAAAAAGCCGCGGUUCGGGACACCUGGACCAUCGUACGCAGGAGCUAUUCCUAUUGCUACACCUCCGCCUAGCAAAAAACAGAAAGUCGCAUUCGGAUAUAACGGAUCCCGAGAAAAACGUACACUAAACAUUAUGAUUAUCUUCAUGCGGGUAAUAGUAAUUGAUGUCUGCGUCUCUCUAGUUCUGGCACAGCUUUCGCAGAAGGAGUGCGAUUUUGAUGCAGUUCGUUGAUUACUUGGUACUAUUGCCAGCUUCGUUGUUGUGCUAGGUGGUAGUACUUCGACUUUUCUUUCAUUCCGCGACACAAAGUUGACAAUCAAUCUCGUAAAUCUUAAAGGUUCAGCGCAAGGCGGGUACGAGGCCAGCGCUGACCCUAGUCGGGAUUGUGGUGGAGGCAAGGCGGGCACAAGACAGCAUUACGCUGGGACCCCUGGCCCGAGCUAUGCUCUUCAAGGGGAUAAAAAUGUCAACAGCAAGCGCGAACGCAUAACGACGCCUGGUCCGAGUUAUACGUCCCGCCAGGCUGUGGACGCAAGUGCUAAGGAGCGUAUAACGACGCCUGGUCCGAGUUAUGCAUUCAGCCAAGGAGACGAAAAUUUCAAGGGCGAUUGUGAACAGGCUGUUAUGAUCCAGCGUCCCAAUGCAGUGAGCACGCCUGGUCCGACCUAUUUCGAGUCGAAUGCGAGGCAGAAGUUUCGGGACGUGAUCAUUCGGGUAUCUAGCUACAACAGCUUGUUGUCGAGCUUGUGCUUGUAGUUUUUUUGUUUUUUUCGGUUCAAAAAUAAGGGGCUAGUAAUAGUAGUGCUUGUGUUAAUUCGCUACCUGCUCACGGUCACGCUCAUAAAAAUCCUCACAAAGAAUUGAAAGCAUAAUUCUGUCUUGAUUUCUAUUUCUUCAGUCUGCGCAGAAAGCGGAUCUGCGGUAUGGUCAGCACGAUUCUCACCAGGAUGCCAAAAAAACGGAGAAUUUCGGUUUCGCUUGUGACCAUGCGGCAUCACGGGUGCCACUACUUGAGCAGGCGGUCCCCGACAAGGAAUGUGUAAGAGAACAGGAGGCGGCGGCCACGCCCUGCUGGGGUCGCAGUGUGUCGUCGAGCUCCAAUAAGUCGCACAAUGACCAGCACAAGAUAGCAGAUUUUUCUGGAGAUGGUCAACAGCAACAUGAUCGUCGUCCGGUUGGCUCAUCUCGAGUCCUGGCUUCUCCCAUGUUUGGGGUUAUGAAGACUCCGAAAGUCGAGGUGUUCGAUCCCGUGUUUGGGGAUCUGCACAGGGACCAGCGGUAUCAGGAUCAGCAAGAUGAACGAGGAGGAGCAGGGUCAGGGAAGAUGAGUGGAAAAGCGUCGCCUUGUUCUGUCGUUCCGGAAGACGAUGAGCUGUUACAAGCCAUGUCUCCGAUUGAAAAAAUGCGCUUUGGAGAUCGAGUUGUAUUAGCGAAGGGUGGAGGACAAGGAGAAAAACAUGAAGUGGUGAUACGUGCGGAACGUGGUGCGAAGGUUUCUUCAUCGCCACCAACUUUUGCCCUUCUGGACCUACAGCGGCGCGAGCAGGGUAAGCAACAACAAGAUCUUCCGUCUUUCGGCGGAAUUUCAAGCAAGCAGAAGAGGACUCCCGUCUUCGGAGGGUCGCAGCCGUCAGCAUCCUCUGGCUCUUUCAGUGUGCGAGGCCAAGAAGAUCCCCAACCUUCUGGAGGAGCGUUUGCACCACUGCUGCAGCCGCAGCAGAGCGUGGAAAAGCGCCCUGCUGCUGCUGCUGCUGCUGCUGCUGCGAGUACUUCCACAAGUAAUGACGAAGUCAUGUCAUCAAGGCUUGCGGAGGUCUUCCCAGAAGAUUAUGCUGCCUCAUCGAAGUCAGCAGGAGAAGUGCCUCCUAUAGAGGACUUCGCAGACGGACGCACCGAGGAACAAAAACGGGACGAUGCUAUAGGGCGCCCGUUGAUUCCGGAGUUCAGGACUCCGACAUUGCGCGAGGUGAUGGUCAGCCGCGUCUCACUGAUACGAAAUGGUCCACCACCUCCAGCUGAAGGACGCAAGGAUGACGACCAAGUAGAAGUCGGAACAAGUCAAUCUUCAAUGAACAAUGGCAACGACCGUCGUGAUCUUGUAACGGCGGGGCCUGCCAGUCCCGCUCAGAUUCUUCAUGGGUCAACAUCAGCAUCGCUUUCACAUUUCCAUGACGUGAUGAAGACCCCAGACCUGAAGGUUGCAUCACCGAGAUUCCACCAAGAAAAUCUGAAUUAUAGCGAUGACUUGGGUAGCGACUCAUUGGCGGAGAUGGAAUUUGCGCAGCCACGUCUCGUACCAGCACCACUACCGUUCUAACCAUCUAAGUACUUAAUUCCUUGUACUUGCAGAAUUAGAUUUAGAUGAAUUAUAGUAGGAAUCUACUAAUUUGAAUGAGUAUGUUGAAACUACCCUUACCCUACUUAGUUAAAAAAAGUAAGUCGAAAUCGAAGAGCAAGUAAGUAGUUCUGCGGGUGUUAGAUACUUCUAUCAACUCGGAGACGAUCUAUCAACGUAUUUUUUUGAAAAAACCAUGGAAGUACGAAUGAGCGAAUAAUGCUCUAGGAGAAUGCACAUGACGACAUUAAUUAUGAUUGAUAAUUAUGCGCAUCCUUUCAUUCUACAACAUUAAUAUUUAUACUCACGUAAUACGCAGCGUGAGAACAGGCUCAUUUGAUAUUGAUAAACAUCAACAUUCUGAACAAC